GUUGAAGCUCCGACAAGCAUCUUACCAUUAUUAAUGCUUCAGCUGCUGGACUGAAUUUUCCUUCAUUCCGCUCAUUGACAGUCUAACUGUCUCCUUUUCAUCUCUGCUUCUUUGAAAAUCAUUCACCCUUUAUUUUACACCUCACACCCCACGAACAAUACUAGCAAACAAACCCAAGAAAGAUGGCUCGUUUGAGCUUCCUCCUCGUGAGCUCCCUAGCUCUCCUUAUCAGCGUCGUCUCCGCCACCUCCGCCGUCCUCGACCUGAUCCCCAAGAACUUCGACAAAGUCGUCCUGCAAUCCGGCAAGCCCGCGCUCGUCGAAUUCUUCGCCCCCUGGUGCGGCCACUGCAAGACCCUUGCCCCCGUCUACGAGGAGCUCGCCCAGGCUUUCACCCACGCAGAGGACAAAGUAAGCAUUGCCAAGGUUGAUGCCGAUGCGAACCGCGAUUUGGGCAAGAGGUUUGGGAUCCAGGGGUUCCCCACGCUGAAGUGGUUUGAUGGCAAGAGCGACAAGCCUGAGGAUUACAAUGGCGGGCGGGAUCUCGAGUCGCUGUCGGCGUUUAUCACGGAAAAGACGGGCGUCAAGCCUAAGGGAUCCAAGAAGGAACCCAGCAUAGUGGAUAUGUUGACGGAUUCGAGCUUCAAAUCUACUAUUGGGGGGGAUAAGGAUGUGCUUGUUGCGUUUACGGCUCCUUGGUGUGGACACUGCAAGAGUCUUGCCCCCACCUGGGAAGCCCUCGCCAAUGACUUCGCCCUCGAACCCAACGUCGUUGUCGCCAAGGUCGACGCUGAAGCUGAGAACGCAAAGACCACGGCCAAGGACCAGGGCGUUACCGGAUACCCCACGAUCAAGUUCUUCGCCAAGGGCUCUACAGAAGGAGAAAUCUACUCUGGCGCUCGCACAGAGCAAGCCUUUGUUGAAUUCCUCAACACCAAGGCCGGCACCCACCGUGCUGUUGGCGGCGGACUCGACGACAAGGCCGGCACUGUUCCCGUUCUGGAUGCCCUGGUUGCCAAGUACACCGCGUCCGACCUGGUCGCGGAGGUUAAGAAGGCCGCUGCGUCCGUGCAGAACAAGUACGCCGCUUACUAUGUCAAGGUUGCGGAGAAGCUUAGCCAGAACCAGGAGUAUGCGGUCAAGGAGUUUGCCCGCUUGAAGAAGAUCCUUGCGAAGGGUGGCUCUGCGCCGGAGAAGAUUGAUGAUAUCAUCUCGCGCAGCAACAUUUUGCGCAAGUUCUUGGGCCAGGAGGAGGAGGAGGAGGAGGAGGAGGAGAAGAAGGAGGAAAACAAGGACGAGUUGUAGAUUUCUUUCCUCUCUCUUUGAGAAGCUUGGCUUUCUAUGAACGGGGACAGAGACUUUGCUACACUUAUGAUGUUUUUUUUUUUUUUUGUUGCUUGGUAGGUAUAACCUUGAAAGAUUAAAACCAUGUAUAAACAAAAUCCGAGUUUGGUUCCUAUCGUGAAUGAAGAAUGAUAUAUUUCCUUUUCAUUUUUCUCUCUCUCUUCCUUCCUACUCCUUUCCAGACAGCAUGCAAAGCCGUAAUAUAUAGGGUAUAAUAGGGUAUCCCUGACAAUUCACACGAUACACAAAACCCGACCGCCAGAAACAAUACAAAGAGGAUUAUAGGACACAAAUAACCCACAACUCCAGUUUAACAUGGGACCCCAUCAUCAUCAUCAUCAUCAAUAUCAUCAUCAUCAUCAUCAUGUAUUAAAUAUU
Aspergillus ochraceoroseus IBT 24754 is the source of this 1721-nucleotide messenger RNA. RefSeq lists its product as uncharacterized. Gene Ontology annotation, biological process: response to endoplasmic reticulum stress. The transcript is spliced from 2 exons. Gene Ontology annotation, cellular component: endoplasmic reticulum lumen; endoplasmic reticulum. The coding region runs from base 183 to 1304 and encodes 373 amino acids. Gene Ontology annotation, molecular function: protein-disulfide reductase activity; protein disulfide isomerase activity. The record is from RefSeq and is a predicted model, not a curated record. Lineage: Eukaryota; Fungi; Ascomycota; Eurotiomycetes; Eurotiales; Aspergillaceae.